UAGGAAUUAAGAUGGUGCAGAUGAUUGCAAGGUGUGCAACAAGGAAUAUACAGAGCUUAUAGAAUCCUUGGUGUGCAACGAGAGAGUGACGGCCAGGUGCAGUAGAUAGCUGUGCUUCUACGGACAUAACGGCCAAGCAAAUUCAGGCAGUGGCAGUAGUUAGCAGCAGCAAAGACACACAGACGGAGGACAGGGAUGAGGACUCGGUGUACACUCCCGACAGGACCGCGCUCUGGCCACUCGGGAGGGUCAGCUCGAUCCUCGAGAUCAAGAUCAAGUGUGUUUGGUGGUACAGGCGGGCGGUACACCAGCAUGCAGAUCUGUGGUUUCUUUCUCUAUUCAGUGUUGUUUUGGUGACUUAAUCGGUUUCCAUUUUAUGUGAACUUCGAAGGGAAGUACCUGAGGAGUUGAAACGAAAAAGAAGUGACCGAAGCAGCAAUCCAGCGUCGUGAUGUACGGCCCGCAGACCCUCACUUGUAAAAACCUGCAGGAAUACCUCAAGUCGCUGAGCAAGGACACUCUGGACCGGCUGUACAACCACCCAGCCACCUGCCUGGCUGUCUUCAGGGAGCUUCCAGCGCUGAGUCGACAGUUCAUCUUGCGGCUACUGUUUGUCAACAAGCCAGUUGGUCAGGUCUUGCUGGCAUCGUGGAUCCCUCAGCAUGACCCUGGCAGGGAUGUGGGAGACAUUGCAGCCGAGCACCGACAGGGAACACAAGUCCUGUUGGACAUGUGUAUCUGGCAGGAGGUAAAGGACCAACAAGGCAACAUGGCCAUCAGACUGAGCUCUACUUUCCGAGAGAACCUCAAGGUGGCCAUGUUAGGAGGAGGGACGCCAUGGACCAUGUCAGCCACACUUGAUUCAGAUCCCCACCAAAGGAAUGUGGAGUUUCUGGACAAGUAUGCCAUGGAUCGCUGGGAGAGUGUGUUACAGUUUUUGGUCCAGCCAGGACGGGGACAAAAGGCAAUCUCACGUGAUGCUAUGAGGACACUGCUUCAUGCUGGGCUUAUAGAAAGCAGUGGAGAGUCAGACAACAUGCAGAUUACAAGUGCAGGCUUCCAGUUCCUGCUGUUGGACACUGCAUCACAAGUGUGGUUUUUCAUCCUCAAAUACCUGGAAACUGUGACUGAACGAGGCAUGAGUUUAGUUGCCUGCCUCACCUUUCUGUUCAAGCUCUCCUUUUCAACCCUUGGCAAGGAUUACAGCAUGGAAGGAAUGGACAAUGAGCUCCUCACCUUUCUGCAACACCUCCGGGAGUUUGGUCUGGUGUACCUGCGAAAAAGAAGCUCUGGAAGGUUUUAUCCAACAAGACUUGCCCUUAAUAUCACUGCUGGCCAGAACAAGGGUAUCAUAGAUGUUCCAAAGCAAGGCAAUCUUGUAAUUGAGACCAACUACCGUGUCUAUGCAUAUACCACAUCAGAGUUGCAGAUUUCUCUUCUUGCCAUCUUCUGUGACAUCGAGGGAAGGUUUCCAAACAUGGUGGUGGCAAGUAUCUCGCGCAGCAGUGUACGGAGAGCCCUCUUAAAAGGCAUAGGGGCUGAACAGAUCAUCAGUUUCUUGAAGCAACAUUGUCAUCCUCAGAUGUAUAAGUUAAGCAGUGUUGUUCCUCGCACCGUAGCAGACCAGAUCAAGUUGUGGGAGAUGGAGAGAGAGCGCUUGGAGUUCACUGAAGGAGUUCUUUACAAAGACUUCAUGUCACUACAUGACUUUAAUUUGUUAUCAAAUUAUGCUUCAAGCAAUGGCGUUCUUAUUUAUUCUGAUGAAAGACAGAGAACAAUGGUUGUGACGAAGAAGGGACAUCCAAGCAUCAAGACAUUUUGGAAAGAAGAGCAAGCUAAAUAAAUGUGAAAUAAGCUCUAUGUACAAAUCAGUUUAUAAGAUUAUAGGUAGAAUUUAUUUUUAUCAAACGAUGAAGUGUAUGUGAUGGGAUGUGUGCAUUAUAUAUGUACAAGAAGACCCAGGAGAGUUUUUGUGGGAACAAUAAGUGGUGUAGAAAGGGAAAAUAAUGACUUUUUACAACAAAUGAAAUUAAUAUUAAGAAUUUAAAAGGAUGUUUCCAAUAGAAAAUAAAGAAAAUGAAUACAAA
Messenger RNA from Portunus trituberculatus (swimming crab), 2087 nucleotides. It is a transcript of the gene mrn, whose product is annotated as general transcription factor IIH subunit 4-like. Gene Ontology annotation, cellular component: transcription factor TFIIH core complex; transcription factor TFIIH holo complex. Bases 452 to 1843 code for a protein of 463 amino acids. Lineage: Eukaryota; Metazoa; Arthropoda; Malacostraca; Decapoda; Portunidae. The transcript is spliced from 9 exons. The record is from RefSeq and is a predicted model, not a curated record. Gene Ontology annotation, biological process: nucleotide-excision repair. Gene Ontology annotation, molecular function: double-stranded DNA binding; ATPase activator activity.